GCCUCGCCAUGUCCCAGCCCGCGGGGAGGAUGCAUUGCCGAAAGGCGGGGAUCCGCGCCGCCGUGGUGCUCAUCGGACUCCUGCACAAAUCCCGAAAACAGAGUAAAGAGAAAAGGAAGCAGGAGCUGGCCAACAGCUCGGAUGUGACCCUCCCAGACCGGCCGCUGUCCCCUCCUCUCACUGCGCCUCCCACCAUGAAGUCAGCGGAGUUCUUUGAGAUGCUGGAGAAAAUGCAGGGGAUCAAGCUUGAAGAGCAGAAGCCGGGACCCCAGAAGAACAAGGACGACUACAUUCCGUACCCCAGCAUCGACGAGGUGGUGGAGAAGGGAGGCCCAUACCCCAUGAUCGUCCUGCCCCAGUUUGGGGGCUAUUGGAUUGAGGACCCUGAGAACGUGAGCACGCCGACCUCCCUGGGCAGCAGCAUCUGUGAGGAGGAGGAAGAGGACAACCUCAGCCCCAGCACAUUUGGCUACAAGCUCGAGUGCAAGGGUGAAGCCAGGGCCUACCGCAGGCACUUCCUGGGGAAGGAUCAUCUAAACUUCUACUGUACCGGCAGCAGUCUGGGGAACUUGCUCUUGUCCAUCAAGUGUGAGGAGACGGAUGGUAUUGAGUACCUUCGGAUCAUUCUCAGGUCCAAAGUGAAGACAGUACAUGAGCGGAUCCCCUUGGCCGGACUGAGCAAGUUGCCCAGCGUCCCUCAGAUUGCGAAGGCGUUCUGUGACGACGCAGUGGGGCUGAAAUUCAACCCUGUCCUGUACCCCAAGGCCUCCCAAAUGAUCGUGUCCUACGAUGAGCAUGACGUCAACAACACCUUCAAAUUUGGGGUCAUUUAUCAAAAAGCCAGGCAGACCCUGGAGGAGGAGCUGUUUGGGAACAGUGAGGAGAGCCCAGCUUUCAAGGAGUUCUUAGAUCUGCUGGGAGACACCAUCACGCUGCAGGACUUCAAAGGUUUCCGAGGAGGCCUGGAUGUGACCCAUGGACAGACGGGGGUGGAAUCAGUGUACACGAUAUUCCGGGACAGGGAGAUCAUGUUUCACGUCUCCACAAAGCUGCCGUUUACCGAGGGAGACACCCAGCAGCUCCAGAGAAAGAGACACAUUGGGAAUGACAUUGUGGCCAUCAUCUUCCAAGAAGAAAACACACCGUUUGUCCCGGAUAUGAUUGCCUCCAACUUCUUACAUGCCUACAUUGUUGUGCAGGCUGAGAACGAGGGCACAGAGACCCCAUCCUACAAGGUCGCAGUCACCGCACGGGAAGACGUGCCGGCCUUCGGCCCACCUCUGCCCAGCCCCCCUGUUUUCCAGAAGGGCCCGGAGUUCAGGGAGUUUCUCCUCACCAAGCUCACCAAUGCAGAGAAUGCUUGCUGCAAGUCAGACAAAUUUGCGAAGCUGGAGGACCGGACGAGGGCCGCCCUCCUGGACAACCUUCACGAUGAACUCCACGCCCACACUCAGGCCAUGCUGGGACUGGGCCCAGAAGAGGACAAGUUUGAGAACGGGGGCCAUGGGGGAUUCUUGGAGUCUUUUAAGAGGGCCAUCCGUGUGCGCAGCCACUCCAUGGAGACCAUGGUGAGCAGCCAGAAGAAGCAGCAUGGCGGGGGCAUCCCCGGCAGCCUCAGCGGGGGCAUCUCCCAUAACAGCGUGGAGGUCACCAAGACUACCUUCUCGCCUCCGGUGGCAGUGGCAACAGCGAAGAACCAGUCACGGAGCCCCAUCAAGCGGAGGUCGGGGCUCUUCCCCCGUCUGCACACGGGCUCUGAAGGCCAAGGGGACAGCCGGACACGAUGCGACAGUGCAUCCAGCAACCCGAAGACCCCAGAGGGCGGACACUCUUCUCAGGAGAUAAAGUCUGAGACCUCAUCCAAUCCCAGCUCUCCGGAAAUCUGCCCCAGCAAGGAGAAGCCCUUCAUAAAGUUGAAGGAGAAUGGCCGAGCCAACAUCUCCCGCUCCUCCUCCAGCACAAGCAGCUUCAGCAGCACGGCAGGGGAGGGCGAGGUCAUGGAGGAGUGUGACAGUGGGAGCAGCCAGCCGUCCACAACCUCUCCCUUCAAGCAGGAGGUGUUUGUCUACAGCCCGUCCCCAAGCAGCGAGAGCCCCAGCCUGGGGGCAGCCGCCACCCCCAUCAUCAUGAGCCGGAGUCCGACAGAUGUCAAAAGCAGAAACUCCCCGAGGUCAAACCUGAAAUUCCGCUUUGAUAAGCUCAGCCAUGCCAGCUCCAGUGCGGGUCACUAAUGUGAAAGAGGAGUCCUUCGCUUGUCAAAGGGAAGCCCGAUUCUGUCUUGGAGAAGGCUCCUAUUCCAGCAGUUUGGGGGUGCCGUCCACUACUCUGAGCGUCACAGGCCUGCAUCUCCACUGGCCACCUGCCCACCAGACCAGCUGUCUGUCCCAGUGUCCUGACCUGGCCACAGUCCUGCCCAUCCCUGCCAGUGCCUCCCCCUGUCUGGACAAGGCCUCUUUCCUCCAGGCCCCCCUGCUCCUGACCGCCUGAUGUGAUGUGUGUCUGGGUCAUUUGUCAUCUUGUUUUGUCUGCAGGGGAGCGAGUUGGGCAAGGGGGGAUCUGGGUACCAGUCAGAGUCCAGAGAAGUAUAGAGAGUGGUGAGGUGGGCAGCAGAGGCUGACAGCAGGUUGCUGCGCCCAGGCAGGGGCAGCACCAUGUCCUGGACAUGGCAGGGAGGGGGCUGUAGCCACAGCAAAUGCAUUUAGUGGUGGUGGAGGGACCAUUUUUCCAGGAACCCAGAUUUGUAGCCAUCCUCGAAGGUGUCCUGCUAGAAGUCGGUUCUGCCGCUCCCACACGCCUGGAGCUCCCAAACAUCUCUUUCCUUCUGUGCUGGGAGUUUCUUAUCCAUCUGCUGACGUCAGGCCCAGGUUGCCUCUGUCCCUGCUGCCUGUGUAUCUUGAGCCACGAGGCCGGUUGAAGCUGAGACCCGGCUGCGGGUAAGCGGGAGCGGGCGCCGGGUUCUUCCUGGACGUCCUCAUUUCCCACAGGCUCCUGAUGUGGUGGCGGUGGGAGAAGCCAUCAGUCUUUCCCCUCUGAGCAGACGCUUCUCCCUUGAAGGGGUGGGCAAUGGGAGUGGGAAGGCAUUCAGGGAGAGCCAGCAGCAGGUCCUGGGCACUUGGCCGAGGAAAACCUCAGGGCCCAGGCCUAGGCCGGGAUCCAAGUCUCUGCUGGUGGUGGAGGUUCGUGGGAGAUGUAGAGAGUUACUUCAGCCCACCCACUUAGGUGGGAGCCCGAGAGAGGGGUAGGUGGGCCCCCUAAGAAACAGACCUGAGAAGUGGCCUUUACCCUCUCUUUGCUAAUGGGGGUGCUCUGGGCAGGAUCUGAAAUGUGAGGGGCAACUGGUCAGGUUGGUUGGUGCUCUGGGGGGGCUUCUCUCCAGCUACCAAGCCUUUUGGUCCUGGCAGGGCUCAAUCCCUCCACCCCCCACCCCUAAGUCGUCCUCUUCCCCUCUCCAGCCACAGGGAGUCCGUAGGCGUUUGUCUCAUCGGUGGGAUUCCUGCAACUUGGGUCCCGGCUGGGUGCAGUUCAGACACUGCCUGUCACCUGCACCCCCAGCCAGAGCCACCUUUGCUGGGCUGAGCCAGCUUGCUCUCUGAGAAGCGGCCCCUCCUCCCUUCUCACCCAUCUGAGUCUGCAGUGCGGCAGGUCAUUUCUGCUGACUGGCCGUGGUGGGGUUUAAGGCAAGGUAUCCUCCAAAUUAAACAGAGUCUGAAGAGCAGACCCUUGCGGUGCUACAGCUCCAAGCGUGUAUGGGGCCUUAGUGACUCGGGGCUGCCAGGGUGACACAGGCUGGGCACCUGCUUUACUGAGCAGAGGACGAGGAUUUCCAACCAAAUGCUUUAUUUGCAUUGGGAUCUGGGCCUAUUCCCAAGGCAAGACAUAGAAAUGUUACGCUUGUUUUUGACUGAUGUGACCAUUUCCCUGUUGUUUUUGCUUUUAGAGCAAAACCUUGAUCCUCAUCCCCGACUCACGUGGACUUUGUGGGAUCCUAUUUACAGGCUGGGUGGACCUCUUCCCUCAUGCUAGAAAUGUGUUUGCUUAAAGUACUAGUCCGGUAAGAUUUAUUCUAGUUAGAAGGUCAACAAAUGUCUGUUUAGCUUUUAUUAAAAAUCCCUGUAGCGGCACCACUGCUAGGCCUGCAGAUUCUGGAGGCGUUCUGUUGGCUGGGUUUCUGAAGGAACUUGAAAGGUCAAACUGCAUUUCUUUAAAAACUGUUCCAGGUUCUGGCUCGCUUCUCUGGGUAGCUGGUAUUUACAGCUGCCUGGUGGUUGUGCUGUGCUGUGUUUGUCGUGGUCUGGGGGUCCUCUGGGGUUUUUAGGUUGUCUCCAUUCUGUCCGACUUGAGAACCUUACAGCCACCUUCCCCCACUGCCCUGGCUGCUCUCCCUGCAGGCCCCACCUCUUGGGAGGGCUUUGCCCCCUGCCUCUGAGCCAGUGGCCAGGAUGGCUGGGUGUGUCCAGAGAAGCUGAGAGGCGCAGGUUGGGCCCCCUAAGAAACAGACCUGAGAAGUGGCCUCGACCCUCUGUUUGCUAAUGGGGAUGCUCUGGGCAGGAUCUGAAAUGUCCCUCCCUCUGGGUCCUGCCUCACCACAUCUAGAAAGUUCAUUCUGGUCAUUUUGGCUUCCAGACCAGCCCCCGUGAAGUCCCAGGGCUGAGAGGCAGGGGGAGAACAAGGACAGGCCGGUCUCCCUUUGCCCCUCUGGACCAUGGGACAGGCAGCUUGGGUUCCCGGAGGCUGCUUUUCCAUCCCCCUCUUGCAUCUGCUUUGCUCCAAAAUGUCUUUCCUUUUAUUGCCCCAUCCAGUCUUGGGGCUCCAGGGUUGCUCAGGCCUCAUCAGACCUUGUGACUAGACUCAUCCGGAUGGCGCUCUUGCUGGUAUUUGAGGUGUCUCCUCAUAGGAGAAGUGUUUCCCGGACGUAGCUCUGGCUCUGGGACCUCCCUGACUCACGGAAGAAACUAUACUUUUCAGGCUCUGUCGGGCAUCCGUGUGCCUCUGCUGAGUUGAUGCUUAAAAACAGAUGCAGAAAGAGCUAGAGGGAGAAGGUCUCAGCGAGAGUUUCUGUCUAUGCUAAUGAAGGGAAAUGGUGUUUGCGGCAAAAUAUUCUGUGGUCCAGCCUUGUCAGCUUCAUCUCCAUGUCCAAGCCUUCCGGGCCCCUUCUCAGCCUCUAAUCCAACCGUGUCACCUUCCAGAUGGGAAACUUCAGCUCCAGUGAAGGGAAAACAACUUGCUUGAGGUCACGUAGCCAGCUGGUGACAAAGCUGGGACGAGAACCCACAAGCAGGGCCCUUUCUUGGGCACCACCUAUGGGGUUGGUGGGACAAGUGACUGCAUUGACUGCAUUUGGAGAAAGCCAGUGAGCGGGCGCCUCGGCACUGGCCGUGAGGUGUCAGCAGCCAACGGUGCUGGUGGGCCUCAGUCUCUGUUCUUUUCAUCAGGAGGGAUGUUCCCUGGGAUUUUUUUAGGGAGAGCCAUGCGGUUUUGGCUGUGGCUUGGGCAAAGAAAACAAAGAGGAAAAGAGAUUCCCAGGGACUGUUCCUCAGUGACAUCGGUUCUUCAACCCUUGUCUGUAAUGGGAGUGGAGACCAGGGGAGAGAUGCAGUUAACCAAACCUCGCUUUCCCCUUUUUAAGUUCAGGAGAAAAGUGGUCAAAGAAAAAACUCUUUGACUCUCCCUGAUCCUUAAACAAAUGUGGUCAGUAAAAACCUAGGCUCAAGGGCCGAGAGCCGGUUUCAUGUUCCUACCCUAACUGUUUAAGGUGCCAACUCAAACACUACCUUCAUUCAAUUCUGAGUCAACAGAGACAGGUCUGUUGCGGGGGAAUGAUCAGGGUUCAAGUAGAUCUUAUGGCUACCCGUGGCCAGCAGGGACUCCACAGUUCCUCCCCCAGACACCAGGUACCCCUCUCUCAGAGGCAGGGUGAGUCAGCAGUUUGCCAGGGCUGUCCCUGCAGCCUGGGGGCCCGGCUGGGACAUGUUGCUAGCCUCUGAUGGCUGUUUUGCCGCCAGCUCCUUACCCACUGCCAUCCCACAGCUCCCUCCUUUCAGCUUUGGGAGAAAGGAGACAGCCCCCACUAAGGCCAAGGACAGAAGAGCCCUGCCUGGUGAGAGACUCCUGGGGGCAGGGGCACUGUCCUGGGCCUUAUCAGCCCCAGGGGGAGGCUGUCUGGCUGGAAGACUGGAAUUUAAAUGCCAUCGUUUCUGCUUUUGCGACAUUUCUGCUUGGAAGUGUCUAUCGCCCCUUGCCGCUCCUUGGCAUGCGUGUCAGCUCUCCCCUGCCCCGGGCAUUGUCUUUCCACGCUCCAGCCUGGGUAGUGCUGUUGUUUAAGUGUGAAGAGAUUCCUCUGUGUGCUAGAACCCGCGAAGUGUAGCUUGGAAAUGAUGAUCCGUGUGAUGAUGACUUUUCUGUCUUUCCUCUUCGAGAGGAGGUGAUUCAUAGACCCCCCCCGACUGCGUAUGUAAUGUAAAUAGUGUACAUUUAAUUUAUUGCUAUGGUAGCACAUUGUAUUUGUUAAUGUAUAAAACAAAUUCUAAAAGGUUGACAAAUGUAUAUUUUGUUGCUUAAAUGUGUCUUUGCAGAAAUUGACAAUAAAUAGGAUAUUUUGUGUC
Lagenorhynchus albirostris (white-beaked dolphin) is the source of this 6602-nucleotide messenger RNA. RefSeq names its product RAP1 GTPase activating protein 2 (gene RAP1GAP2). The coding region runs from base 9 to 2231 and encodes 740 amino acids. NCBI's taxonomy places the organism in Eukaryota, Metazoa, Chordata, Mammalia, Artiodactyla, Delphinidae. Gene Ontology annotation, biological process: activation of GTPase activity; regulation of small GTPase mediated signal transduction. The record is from RefSeq and is a predicted model, not a curated record. Gene Ontology annotation, molecular function: GTPase activator activity. Gene Ontology annotation, cellular component: plasma membrane; cytoplasm. The transcript has 24 exons.